Molecule: messenger RNA, 5790 nt
Organism: Phalacrocorax carbo (great cormorant)
Lineage: Eukaryota; Metazoa; Chordata; Aves; Suliformes; Phalacrocoracidae
Source: RefSeq, a predicted model, not a curated record
CGUCCCCUCCCCUCGAUCCCCCUCGGCCGGCCUGGGCCUCGUCCUCGGCGGCGGCGGGCGGGGGGCUCGGCCCGGUGGGCGGCCUGCGGUGCUGAGGGCGCCCCGGUGCUGGCGGGGUCCCCGCGCUGGGCGGGCUCGUGGGCGACGCUGGCGGCCGCCGUCCCCAGACAGGAAUGUCAUGCUUUUAAACAAGAGAUAAGCCUGCUGAAUAGCCAGAGCUGGACCCAACAAUGGACUGAUGGCAGUGUACAGCAAAAUGGGUUGAGUGAGUGUAGAGCUACCUUAUUCCACUUUUAGAUGUUCUUGCACUGUCUUCACUUUUGCUUCAGAGGGAACUACAUAUCUAAAUGGGUUUAUUAAGUUGGCAAAGAAGAACAGCCUCUGGUGGAGUUCUGUUUUCAUCAUGUUGUCCCACCAGUGCUGGCUGAGCUGAAACUUCCUGCGUCUUGGGGAGAGCAUGUAUAAAAGGAAUGACCUCAUGGCCAAUGUGAUGGUAACCUCUGCCACUCCAGAGGGUAGUAGCAGCUCAGAUUCUCUGGAAGGGCGAAGUUCAGAUUAUGCCAAUAAAAGCUACGAUGCAGUCGUAUUUGAUGUGUUGAAAGUAACUCCUGAGGAGUUUGCUAGCCAGAUUACAUUGAUGGACAUGCCAGUAUUUAAAGCUAUACAGCCUGAGGAACUAGCCAGCUGUGGAUGGAAUAAGAAAGAAAAACAUAUCCUCGCUCCAAAUAUUGUUGCCUUUACUAGGAGGUUUAACCAGGUCAGUUUUUGGGUUGUACGAGAAAUACUAACAGCACAGACCUUAAAAAUAAGGGCAGAAAUAUUGAGCCAUUUUGUGAAAAUAGCUAAGAAGCUUCUAGAACUGAAUAACCUUCAUUCUCUUAUGUCCGUGGUGUCAGCACUGCAAAGCGCGCCUAUCUUCAGACUGACCAAAACCUGGGCUCUUUUGAAUCGCAAAGACAAGACCACCUUUGAGAAGUUAGACUAUUUACUGUCUAAGGAAGAUAAUUAUAAAAGGACACGAGAGUACAUCAGAAGCCUAAAAAUGGUUCCUACUAUUCCAUAUUUAGGAAUAUAUCUCUUGGAUUUAAUCUACAUUGAUUCUGCAUAUCCCGCUUCAGGCAGCAUUAUGGAGAAUGAACAAAGAUCCAAUCAAAUGAACAAUAUUCUCCGCAUAAUAGCUGAUCUGCAAGUCUCCUGUAACUAUGAUCAUCUUACUACACUGCCCCAUGUGCAAAAAUAUUUGAAGUCUGUCCGUUACAUUGAAGAACUUCAGAAAUUUGUAGAAGAUGACAAUUAUAAAUUAUCAUUAAGAAUUGAGCCAGGUAACAGCUCUCCUCGACUGGUUUCCUCCAAAGAAGAUCUUGCAGGUCCAUCUGAUGUGUCAGCAAUUAUGAAAUUCAGCAGGAGACCCACGUGUCCUGAUGCCUCAGUAGCAGCAAGUCUACCUACGCCUCCUGUACCAAGGCACAGGAAGAGUCACAGCCUGGGAAACAACAUGAUGUGUCAGUUCAGUGUUGUGGAGAGCAAAAGCGCCACCUUCCCGACGGAGAAGCCGCGCCACCUCCUGGAUGACAGCGUCCUGGAGUCGCACAGCCCGGCCCGCAGCCACGCACUGAACUCACUUUUCACCAAUGGCCUUUCCAUAGAUAGCAGUGAAAGCUCAGAAUUUAGUGAGGAGCUGCCGUCAGGGCUUGAAAGGGGUCGUUUAUAUGCCACACUGGGGCCUAACUGGAGGGUACCGAUCCGGAAUUCUCCUAGGAGCCGAAGCUGUGUCUACAGCCCAACAGGGGCCUGCAGCUGCACAUUAGGAAGUUCAACGGGAGCCAUUACUAUGGAAGGGCCAUUAAGAAGAAAAACAUUGCUCAAAGAAGGCAAGAAACCUACUCUCUCCUCAUGGACUAGAUACUGGGUUAUGCUUUCAGGAUCAACUCUUCUGUACUUUGGAGCAAAAUCUUUAAGAGGCACUGAAAGAAAACACUAUAAAUCUUCACCUGGUAAGAAAGUCUCCAUUGUGGGCUGGAUGGUGGCACUGCCUGAUGACCCUGAGCAUCCUGAUAUUUUCCAGCUGAAUAACCCUGACAAAGGCAAUGUUUACAAGUUCCAGACUGGUUCAAGGUUUCAUGCAAUAUUAUGGCAUAAGCAUUUGGAUGAUGCAUGCAAAAGCAACAAGCCUCAGGUACCUGCUAAUCUAAUGUCAUUUGAAUAAUUUGCUCUCCUGCCUGGUGCGACUUCAAGUGCCAAACUGAAGAAACAGGCUUAUUGCUGUCUAAGGAGGAAGAGGAGAACAGUUUUCCUGACAUGAGCCAGCCACAAAUAUUUCAGCACUUUCCUAUGUAACUUGAAAGUGAUUCUGACACAGCUUUUAAAAGCAGAAAGUGAAUGUUGUCCUUAGGACCAGAUAUAGUCUCAUGCACUGAGUGAAAGCAGACAAGUUAGAUGGACAGAAGAUUAAUCCUGACUCCUGCAGGAUUUCAGAGCCCUCAACUCUUUGAGGUCAGAGACUGCCAUGAACUGAUGCUUGACAACAAACUGAGCAUCGUAUCUUCUGCCUAUUCUUUUUUUUUAAAUGGUUCUUUUUAUUGUUAAGCUGCUUUGUGUGACUGAAGAAUAUUUGGCCCAUGUUGGGUUUCAAUUCUUUCUAAUGCACAGAAUGAUUGACAGUGUUAACUUGCUGCAAAGUGUCAAUUAGAAUAGAAGAUUGUGGAACAUUUUUAUAAUCUAAGUGCACUGACUUGCUUGGCAAUGUGGCUGCCUCAGAUUUUGUAUCAAAUCUCUGGACAAUUCUGCUGUUCACAUUUGAGCUAUUUGGGGAAAAAUGUAUUUUGGCACAGGACAGUUGGUUUUCUUUUUAUUCAGUUAUGUUACUCAGGAAUGCCCUGACAAUGGAUUUAAGGCUGUUUAAAUUUAUGUCAUCCUAAAGGUCAUCUUUCAUUUUCUUAGUAGGGGCAGAGUUGCUUACAGGUUUGGUUUUUUCUUCAGUCUGAAUGUUGUUCAUCUUAAAUCCCUUGGUACAGGCAAGCAGGUAACCGGGUGUUAUGUAUCACAUGGCCCUGGCUCCUCAGAAUGGUUUCAUAUCAUUGUUUCUGUUCUGUGUUUCUGUGGAUGACUCGGCUCCACUCACUGCCAGUACACGAUGCACAUUUAUAACAUAUAGCUAGGCAAGACUGUCUGACAGUGGAGCAAGUAUGAAGAAGCCUCCACACCAGCGGAGGAAUGUAACUGAGCCUUCUGCUGUGAAAGGACUGCAUCCAUAGCUGUGUCCCUUCUAUGCCCUAGCACUCCUGUGGUCAGAGUCUUUUUUCUGUUCCCAUGCUAAGUUCAGCACUUUUUCUGUUUGAAACUCUUUUGCCAUAAGGCAUCAGUAUUUAGACUUCAUCCAUCACUGGAAAACCGCUUCUGAGUUUCCUAAGAUUGCAUAGAGGAGAAAUUUGCAAGCAACCUCUAGCUUACAAACCAUGAAAAAAAUGAAAGUCCGUUUAAUUGAACAAAGCCUAUAUUAGAACAAGUCUCCGGGCAUUAGGGGUAUUUAUUCUGUGGACUUGCAUGAUUUUCUGAAGUUUUAUUUUGAAACUUCUCUAACAACAACAAAAUACCUGUAUUGUUAAAUGUAGGUCAACGGCAACUUUGGUGUUAUUUUAAGCGUUCAUGUUACAAUCCUGAGAAUGACGCCGAAUACAUACCAGCCUUUCAAGAAAAACAGUUCCUAACGACAACUGCAUUUAGAUCCUGGGACAUGUGAAAGCGUAUGUAAAGUUGACAAAGUUUCUUUGAUAGCUCACGAGUUGGGUGAAAAGAGUGGUAAUGCAAAAUAUAUCUAUACCCUUUUUUCUCCUUUUCAGCUAAAUUAAGGCAACUUUGAACUAGGAAAAACAUAAGUAUCUGCAAGGGCAGAGCAUCCAAUGCCACUAGAGACAGCGUAGAAGGUUUUGAAUGUGGUAAAAUCCCAUCACCAAUAAACAACUUCAGACUGUUAGAAUAUGGUAUAAUCUGAAUUAUUCUGCUCCUGUGGACUUUUGUGAUUAGUUAUCAGUGACAUGAUUCAUGAAGAUGCAAGUGUUAACGGACUGCCAUCUUAAUGAAUGUGCCACAUAACCAUGUGUGUUGUGUGUUACUAGCUUUCACAGGGUUUGAACAAUGUGCAGAACAGCGACCAAAAUGAUGAUACACUAACCAAAACAGAACCGUUGAGGUCAAGAGGUUUUUUUAAAAGUUACUUUAUUAGUAGCCCUUUCCCCUUAAAAGGGAAUAACCUGACCCAUCUUAAAUAUAAGCUAAAUUUAAAGCGGAACACUUAUUGGCAUGAAAUGUACUUAUAUUAGAAGCAAACGCCUGCUCCUUUCUAAUGCCAUGUAGUGGAAGUGAACACCAGUGAGGACUCAUGACAUUUAUUCCAGCGUAUUGCAAUUGACAUAAACUAAUUGAUGUUGUGACAAUUUUCAGUUUAACAAGCCUCCCUUGGAAGAAAAUAAUCAGUGCUGACUGAUACAUUAGCAAUAGAAUGAGCCUGUACACACUCAGAAUUUAAUGUUUUUUAGAAUUUAAGUGUCUCUGAAGUGCUAUAUAUGUUAUUGUAUGUACAAGACGUAGAGUGUUCUAGACUUCAGAAAUACACUUUUACUCAAAAUUGCAAGGCAUAGAGCCUGUUGGAGAAGUUACAAAAGGGUCCAUUUUGACUUGCUUGUAAAACAGAUUCCCAACUAGAAUGGAAGCAUCUUCGCCAGAAACCAUGAUAGGCCCCAAAACAGUGUGGCAUGAAUGAAAGGCAAUAUUUAUGAAUGAUUCUUAUACCCAGUCAAUUGUCACUGGCAGAAGAUGAAUCUGUGGAGAAAUUAAACCCUUCAUAUUUACUCAGUCCUCAAACUCAAAUCCUACUCAAAACCUUGGAAUUUGGAAAUAUGUCAAAAGUAACUAGAAUUCCCUCACACUACUGUCAUUUGAAUGUAAAAAGCGUUAUAUAGAAGAAAGAUGAACUUAGCAAAUAAUACUUUUACACAAUAGUCAGGUAAGCAUUUUCAGUAUAACACAGUUGUGACAUUGCUGCACAAUAUAAAAUCAGAAUUAUGGCGGUGCCAAGAAUAUUAUUAAAAUAUCUUAAACCAGUUUUAAAUUAGUUUAAGUAUUAAACAGUUUGUAGCUGAUGAUUUGAGUUUUUGUGUUGUCAUUUGGUACCAUUUGCUGUCAUCCGGUACUCUUAAUGUGAACUGAAAGCUGCUAUUGAAAUACAACAUAUUGCAUAUCAUUACUUGAUUAAUACAGCAUUUUCACAAAAAUACCACAAACCAUACAAGGUUUCAUCCAUCAAAGAGAAUAACUGAAAUGGUUGUGUAAAAAUAAACAUUAUCUCAGAAUUACUGUUUUCAGAAUUGUGAAGAUAUAAAAUGUAUGUAGGCAAUAUUAUUAAUUUAUUAAUGUGCAAUUUUGAUGUAAUUCAGUGCCAAAAUGCAUGUUUUUCCAAAUAGCACUAAAAUGAGGCAAAGACAGUAGUUUUCAAAUUGCGACAUAUCUGUCACAUUAUAAUGUAAACCAACUUCAACAUUUGGUUUGUUUUGUGUGAAAACUGUUGCACUAUUUUUUGGCUGUAUUUUCCAUCAGUCCACUGCAUGCCGUUUGUGUAAGGAUUCUUUCUAAAAUUCUUGUGAACUGUCUCACCUAUAAUAACCCUGGUGUUGGAAUCUAGGUUUUUGGCAAAGUAUUUUGUUACCUCAGUCUUGUAUCGAGUUGCCGUAUUUUUCAGUUUGUUACAUUGAUAAUGAUUGUUUCACUAAUUAAAUACUUUAAUGUAAAAAAAAA